CUGGACAGGUGGCAGAUGUGCCCUUGGCCUGGCUCUGGGAGCCCUUUCUUACGUUCACUGCUUAGGGAGUCUGCCUGUGAAGGGGCCUUGAGAGAAGCUGACUGGUGUCUUGCUGUGACUUUGGCCUGUGGCCUCCCUGGGGAGCCUGGUGUGAACAGUGAGGGCGACAGGGUGUGCAUCCUGUCGCUGUGGUCCCAGCCGCAAGCUCUGCUGGGAGGAAGACGGUCGGCAGAUACCUUGUGCCUGGGCACCGCUCGCUCUGACAGAGUCUUCCUGAGGCUGCAGCUGCACAGGUGCCGGGAGCAGAUGAUGAGGAAGGUCCUCCAGAAACUGGGGAAGGCGGAUGAGACAAAGGAUGAGCAGUUUGAACAAUGUGUCCAGAAUUUCAACAAGCAGCUGACCGAGGGCACGCGGCUGCAGAAGGAUCUCCGGACCUACCUGGUCUCAGUCAAAGCCAUGCACGAGGCCUCCAAGAAGCUGAAUGAGUGUCUCCAGGAGGUGUAUGAGCCCGACUGGCCUGGCAGGGAUGAGGCGAACAAGAUCGCUGAGAACAAUGACCUCCUCUGGAUGGACUACCACCAGAAGCUGGUGGACCAGGCACUGCUGACCAUGGACACCUACCUGGGCCAGUUCCCUGACAUCAAGUCGCGAAUCGCCAAGCGGGGGCGGAAGCUGGUGGACUAUGACAGUGCCCGGCACCACUACGAGUCCCUACAAACUGCCAAAAAGAAAGAUGAAGCCAAAAUUGCCAAGCCUGUCUCGCUGCUUGAGAAAGCUGCCCCCCAGUGGUGCCAAGGCAAACUUCAGGCUCAUCUCGUAGCCCAAACUAACCUGCUCCGAAAUCAGGCUGAGGAGGAGCUCAUCAAAGCCCAGAAGGUGUUUGAGGAGAUGAACGUGGACUUGCAGGAGGAGCUUCCGUCCCUGUGGAACAGCCGCGUCGGCUUCUAUGUCAAUACGUUCCAGAGCAUCGCAGGCCUGGAGGAGAACUUCCACAAGGAGAUGAGUAAGCUCAACCAGAACCUCAACGACGUGCUGCUCAGCCUGGAGAAGCAGCACGGGAGCAACACGUUCACGGUCAAGGCCCAGCCCAGAAAGAAAACUAAACUGUUUUCUCGGCUGCGCAGGAAGAAGAACAGUGACAACGCCCCUGCGAAAGGGAACAAGAGCCCCUCACCUCCGCCGGAUGGCUCCCCUGCUGCCACCCCUGAGAUAAGAGUGAACCACGAACCAGAGCCGGCCAGUGGGGCCACGCCCGGGGCCACCAUCCCCAAGUCCCCGUCUCAGCUCCGGAAAGGCCCACCGGUCCCUCCGCCCCCAAAACACACCCCGUCCAAGGAGGUCAAGCAGGAGCAGAUCCUCAGCCUGUUUGAUGACACGUUUGUCCCUGAGAUCAGCGUGACCACCCCCUCCCAGUUUGAGGCCCCGGGGCCCUUCUCGGAGCAGGCCAGUCUGCUGGACCUGGACUUUGACCCCAUCCCUCCUGUGGCGAGCCCCGUGAAGGCGCCCACGCCCUCUGGUCAGUCCAUUCUGUGGGACCUCUGGGAGCCCACAGAGAGUCCAGCUGGCAGCCUGCCUUCUGGGGAGCCCAGCGCUGCCGAGGGCACCUUUGCUGUGUCCUGGCCCAGCCAGACGGCCGAGCCGGGGCCCGCCGAACCAGCAGAGGCCUCAGAGGUGGCGGGUGGGACCCAACCUGCGGCUGGAGCCCAGGAGCCUGGGGAGACGGCGGCAAGUGAAGCAGCCUCUAGCUCUCUCCCGGCCGUGGUGGUGGAGACCUUCUCAGCGACUGUGAAUGGCACCGUGGAGGGCGCCAGCGGGGCUGGGCGCCUUGACCUGCCCCCAGGCUUCAUGUUCAAGGUGCAGGCCCAGCACGACUACACGGCCACUGACACGGAUGAGCUGCAGCUCAAGGCUGGCGACGUGGUCCUGGUGAUCCCCUUCCAGAACCCCGAGGAACAGGAUGAAGGUUGGCUCAUGGGGGUGAAGGAGAGCGACUGGAACCAGCACAAAGAGCUGGAGAAAUGCCGGGGUGUCUUUCCCGAGAACUUCACGGAACGUGUGCAGUGACGGCAGAGCCUCUGCAGCCCUUUAGGCACUUGAACAUCUUUUCCCGAAAAAUGUGUGUUUCUUUUCUGUUUUUUUUUUUUUUUUUUUUUUUUGUUAUUGUUGUUUGUUUGUUUCUUUUGUUUUUAAAACUUUUAAAAAGCAAAGGGAAAUUGAGAGAGGAGAGACCUGAGCUGAAAGGUGUUCUCCCAAACAUUAGGUUGCUUUCCAAAGAGCCCAGUCUGGCCCAUCCGGUGGAGUUCACCAGUAUACCAGAAGCUGCUGUGUCCCCUAGUUGAGUUCCCGGCAUCCCCGCCCACCCGCAUGUGUGCCUGGCCGCAGGGCGGGCUGGGGGCCACCAAGCCACCGCUGCGCUUGCCUGAAGCUUUGGCCACCACCGGCCUGGGCAAGGGUCCUCUUUUCCUGGCAGCUGCAGUGCGUGGGGCCCAGUUGCCAGCCCAGCCUGGCCCCGCCCCGCAGACUAUCUGUGUGCUGUUUGAAAAUAAACCGUAGUGUUCAAAACAAAAUGAAACAAAACAUCUGGCAGAAACACUCUGAAA
Molecule: messenger RNA, 2600 nt
Organism: Chinchilla lanigera (long-tailed chinchilla)
Lineage: Eukaryota; Metazoa; Chordata; Mammalia; Rodentia; Chinchillidae
Gene: Bin1
Product: bridging integrator 1
Exons: 20
Coding region: 16-2064 (682 amino acids)
Biological process (GO): regulation of endocytosis
Cellular component (GO): cytoplasm; synaptic vesicle; plasma membrane
Molecular function (GO): tau protein binding; phospholipid binding
Source: RefSeq, a predicted model, not a curated record